GUUCGUGGCCGAGAACGCCACGGAACAGCGGUGCCGCUACUUCUCCAAGGCGCAGAAAUUUGUUUGCCGGGUGAAGGUGCCACCCGGUGCCGAUGACACCAAACUCCUCGUGGUGUCCACGUGCGUCAGCAACAUUCCCUGACGCCAGCCAGGGCUGCCCCAUGCCCGGUCCCCCCUUUCCCCGGCAGUGAAGCCCGACCCCCCCCUCAACGUGACAGUGGAGGCUCUGGAGAAGGCACCGCAGCGGCUGCGGGUCAACUGGUCCUACCCCUCCUCCUGGGACCCCAGCUUCUACCGCCUCCGCUUCCAGGUCCGCUACCGCCCCAAGCCUGCCCAGACCUUCACGGAGGUGGACCAGGUGACGACGACGACGCUGGACAUCCGUGAUGCCUGGCGGGGGAUGCAGCACGUGGUGCAGGUGCGGGCGCAGGAGGAGUUCGGCCACGGCACGUGGAGUGAGUGGAGCCGGGAGGCGGUGGGCACCCCCUGGACAGAUCCCAGGGAUCUCACCUCCGAAACGGGACCCUUCAGCUCGCAGUUCCCCAUGGAGGGUGGCACCUAUGGAGUCACGCUGCCCCCCGAGCUCGUCAGGGAAGACGCUGCUGAUGGCACUGGUG
Molecule: messenger RNA, 617 nt
Organism: Leptosomus discolor (cuckoo roller)
Lineage: Eukaryota; Metazoa; Chordata; Aves; Leptosomiformes; Leptosomidae
Source: RefSeq, a predicted model, not a curated record